AUGACUUCGCCGACCAGCUCUGCGCCGUUUUCCAGGGCUGUGGUGAGGGCUAUGAAGAAGCUCUAUCCACAAGCCCUCGCAGACAACUCCUGGGAUAACACAGGGCUCCUCCUCGAAGCACCCUUCGUACCCUCGCGCCGCCAAUCCAACAACGUCCUCCUCACCAUUGACCUCACAAAAGCCGUUGCCGACGAGGCAAUUGAGCUCAAUUCUUCUAUAAUCGUCGCAUACCACCCCAUCAUAUUUCGCGGCCUGAAAUCCAUCACGCUUGCAAACUCACAACAGCAGACGUUGCUUCGAUUAGCAAGCCAUGGCAUUAGCGUUUAUAGCCCGCAUACGGCGGUAGAUGCGGCGCCAGGGGGGCUAGGGGACUGGCUGGCGGACAUAGUGACGGGCAGCAAGAAGUACCUAGAGCUCGAAGAUAGUGAGACAAGCUCAGAGGCGGGAAAGACACCGAAGAAAGAAGACGAUGACCCGUUCGUGGACAAGAAGCGGCCAACGUGGGCACUUGCCCAUCAUCCGUCGUCCGUGCAAACAACGCUUCGUCUGGGCAAUCAAUCCGCGCCCUUGACAGCAAUUCCUCAUACUCGCAGACCGGUCGUUCCGCAAUCACCAGAGCUCGAGACGCAUCCUGGCGCAGGUAUGGGCCGCGUCGUCCAUUUCGACUCGCCUCAACCACUUCCCGUGCUGCUUGACCGCAUAGGCCGCGGUCUCAACAAUCCGAAAGGCUUUCCCAUCGCGAUACCGCAAAACGCAGACAUGUCUGCGCUCACUAUCCGCAGCGUGGGUAUCUGCGCGGGAUCAGGCGCCUCGCUUCUCAGCAAUCUCGAUGUUGACCUGCUGUUUACGGGGGAGAUGAGCCACCACGAGGCGCUUGCGGCAAUAGAAAAGGGUCAGGUUGUGAUAACCUUGUUCCACAGUAACUCUGAGAGGGGCUUCCUAAGCGAUGUGUUGGCGGAGCAAUUAGAUGUCGAGGUGGCAGAGCAGUGGAACAAAUUACGGGAAGAAGAAGCAGGGAAGGAGGAGUUGAGAGAGGCAUUGGCGGAUGACGAUUUCGAGGUUGUGGUUAGUGAUUUCGAUAGAGAUCCUUAUGGCAUCGUGGUCUUAAACAACGAUGGACAGUAA
Messenger RNA from Didymosphaeria variabile, 1125 nucleotides. RefSeq lists its product as uncharacterized. The record is from RefSeq and is a predicted model, not a curated record. Lineage: Eukaryota; Fungi; Ascomycota; Dothideomycetes; Pleosporales; Didymosphaeriaceae. Gene Ontology annotation, cellular component: mitochondrion; cytoplasm. The coding region runs from base 1 to 1125 and encodes 374 amino acids. The transcript is spliced from 2 exons.